Maniola jurtina (meadow brown) is the source of this 2142-nucleotide messenger RNA. RefSeq names its product integrator complex subunit 11 (gene IntS11). NCBI's taxonomy places the organism in Eukaryota, Metazoa, Arthropoda, Insecta, Lepidoptera, Nymphalidae. Gene Ontology annotation, biological process: snRNA processing. The transcript has 2 exons. The record is from RefSeq and is a predicted model, not a curated record. The coding region runs from base 269 to 2056 and encodes 595 amino acids. Gene Ontology annotation, cellular component: nucleus.
UUGUGAUGUUAGGUUAGGUGUCAAGUGUCAAAAAAGUUAAAGGUUACGGUCAAGUUUAGAGUUUUAUUUUAGUGAUAUCCAAACAAAACCCAAACAUAAUUACAACUGUUAACUCUUUAUUUUUUUAGAAUUGGUUUCGUGUUAAUAUUUCUAAUAAUGAACGUUCAGAUCAAUGUACUUGCUGUGAAAUACUAGUGCCCGUUUACUGCGCAGCGACGUAUGAUUAAACUUUUAAAUCCGAUUUUAAUACUGAGAAAAGUUUAUCAUUAUGCCGGAAAUUAAGAUAACUCCACUAGGCGCUGGCCAGGAUGUCGGGAGAAGCUGUAUUUUGCUGUCCAUGGGAGGUAAAAACAUUAUGCUUGAUUGUGGGAUGCAUAUGGGUUACAAUGACGAGAGAAGGUUCCCUGACUUCUCUUACAUCGUUCCAGAAGGUCCUAUCACCAGUCAGAUUGACUGUGUCAUCAUAUCACAUUUCCAUCUUGACCAUUGUGGCGCCCUUCCUUACAUGUCCGAGAUGGUCGGUUAUACAGGCCCUAUAUACAUGACCCACCCAACAAAAGCCAUAGCACCCAUUUUACUAGAAGACAUGAGGAAAGUCGCAGUAGAAAGGAAAGGCGAGUCAAACUUCUUCACUUCGCAAAUGAUUAAAGAUUGUAUCAAGAAAGUUACAGCAGUAACAUUGCACCAGUCGGUCAUGGUUGAUAAUGAGUUAGAAAUAAAAGCUUAUUAUGCUGGUCAUGUACUCGGCGCUGCUAUGUUCUGGAUCAAAGUUGGGUCCCAGUCUGUUGUGUACACAGGAGACUACAAUAUGACUCCAGAUAGACACUUAGGUGCCGCGUGGAUUGAUAAGUGUAGACCAGACUUGUUAAUAUCAGAGUCUACAUAUGCAACUACCAUAAGAGAUUCAAAGCGUUGUCGUGAAAGAGAUUUCUUGAAAAAAGUGCAUGAAUGUGUGGAAAAGGGAGGCAAAGUUCUUAUACCAGUAUUCGCCUUAGGCAGAGCUCAAGAACUGUGCAUUUUGUUGGAGACAUAUUGGGAACGAAUGAACUUAAAGUAUCCUGUCUACUUUGCUUUGGGAUUAACCGAGAAAGCUAACAACUACUAUAAAAUGUUCAUCACAUGGACUAACCAGAAGAUUCGAAAGACCUUUGUACAGAGGAAUAUGUUUGAUUUUAAGCAUAUCAAGCCUUUUGACAAAUCAUACAUUGAUAACCCUGGUGCUAUGGUGGUAUUUGCCACACCAGGUAUGUUGCAUGCAGGUUUAUCUUUGAAUAUAUUCAAGAAAUGGGCACCAUAUGAGCAAAACAUGUUGAUUAUGCCUGGGUUCUGUGUCCAAGGAACUGUAGGACACAAAAUUUUAAAUGGUGCUAAAAAAGUUGAGUUUGAAAAUCGACAAGUUGUCGAAGUCAAAAUGGCUGUGGAGUACAUGUCCUUUUCAGCGCAUGCUGACGCUAAGGGCAUUAUGCAGUUGAUUCAGUACUGUGAACCAAAGAAUGUGUUGCUAGUGCACGGAGAAGCUCAGAAGAUGGAGUUUUUGAAGGACAAAAUUGAGAAAGAGUUCAAGAUUAGCUGUUAUAUGCCAGCAAAUGGAGAAACAACUACAAUAACAACUCCUACCAAAAUACCUAUUGAUGUAUCUUUACGAUUAUUGAAGGCAGAAGCAGUGAGGUACAAUGCUCAGCCUCCAGACCCAAAACGGAGAAGAGUAAUCCAUGGAGUUCUAUGUGUCAAAGACAAUAGACUUUCCUUACUAGAUUUAGAUGAAAUCUGUGAUGAAAUUGGUAUAAACCGACACAUUAUUAGGUUCACAAGCACAGUACGAUUUGAUGAUCCUGGCCCGUCUGUUAAAACGGCUGAAAAGCUCAAAACUUUGUUAGCAGAGAAGUUGCAAGGUUGGUCAAUAACCAUAUCAGAUGGCAACAUAUCGGUAGAGUCAGUCCUUAUAAAGGUUGAAGGAGACGAUGAUAGUACUAAAAGCAUUUAUGUGUCUUGGACAAAUCAGGAUGAAGAUUUGGGAAGUUACAUUCUGGGAUUACUACAAUCUAUGGUUCAAUGAUAGUUACCCCCUUUCUAAUGCAGAAAAUCAGUUUUCAAUUCUGAUACAACAUAUAACUUUUAUUUUAUUUAACUGUACAAUUUACU